CUUCAGUGGGCCAAAUAACCACACAGCAGUUUGCUUACCAGUGAUUCCAAUCCCAACGGACUGUGUGUACACCUUCUAUGGGUCAAAAGGCUUGGAUAGAGAAGACCUUUUCAAAAAGAGAAUGCAUCUACAUAAUUGCCAACAACAAAGAUGUUAACAGGUGCUGCUGUGGCCAGCUUAUUAGUCAACAUAUUCCAAUUCUUCCAAGUACAGCAGCUAACAAAAAUGGAGAGGAAACAAAGCAAUUGGAACCUCAGCCAGAAAAAUGGUCCAUCAGUAAACACACCCAAACAUGUCCAACAGAUGCCUAUGGAAAUCUUGAGUUCCAGGGAGGUGGACAUUCAAAUAAGGCCAUGUAUAUACGUGUAUCGUAUGACACCCAACCAGAUUCUCUGCUUCAUCUCAUGGUGAAAGACUGGCAACUGGAGCUUCCCAAGCUUUUAAUCUCUGUCCAUGGGGGCCUUCAGAAUUUUGAAUUGCAACCUAAAUUGAAACAAGUAUUUGGGAAAGGCCUGAUCAAGGCUGCCAUGACAACAGGAGCCUGGAUUUUCACUGGAGGAGUUAGUACUGGAGUAAUUCGCCAUGUGGGAGAUGCCUUGAAAGAUCAUUCUUCCAAGUCCAGAGGACGAAUCUGUGCCAUAGGAAUUGCACCGUGGGGCAUUGUGGAAAAUAAGGAGGAUCUGAUUGGGAAAGAUGUGUCAAGAGUUUACCAAACAAUGUCAAACCCUCUAAGUAAGCUCUGUGUGCUCAACAGUUCUCAUACACACUUCAUCUUAGCGGACAACGGCACACUUGGUAAAUAUGGAGCUGAAGUUAAGUUGCGACGUCAACUGGAAAAACACAUCUCCCUUCAGAAAAUUAACACACGUCUGGGACAAGGUGUGCCCGUGGUUGGGCUCAUAGUUGAAGGGGGUCCCAAUGUGAUCUCUAUUGUCCUGGAAUGCCUGCGAGAAGAGCCCCCUCUGCCCGUUGUGAUCUGUGAUGGCAGUGGACGAGCAUCUGACAUUCUGUCUUUUGCACAUAAAUAUUCUGAAGAAGGGGGGAUAAUAAGUGAAUCCCUCAGGGACCAGCUUCUAGUUACCAUUCAAAAAACCUUCAACUAUAACCGGAACCAAGCCCAUCAGCUGUUUGUCAUUCUCAUGGAAUGUAUGAAAAAGAAGGAACUUAUAACCGUGUUCCGUAUGGGUUCUGAAGGACAACAGGACAUUGAGAUGUCUAUUUUAACUGCUCUACUUAAAGGUACCAAUGCAUCUGCACCAGAUCAGCUGAGCUUGGCAUUGGCCUGGAACCGUGUGGACAUUGCACGUAGCCAAAUCUUUGUCUUUGGACAUCACUGGCCGCCUUUAGGAAGCCUUACAGUGACUGAUGGCACAGCACCUGAGAAGGAAAAGAAAUCUCCAGCAGCUCAAACUAAAGCAGGCAGAGGGAAAGGAAAAGGGAAAAAAAAGGGAGGGAAAAUGAAAGAAGAGCCAGAAGAAGAAACAGAUCCACGGAAGCUUGAACUACUAAACUGGGUGAAUUCCCUGGAGCAGGCUAUGCUGGAUGCCCUGGUACUGGAUCGAGUUGAUUUUGUGAAACUCUUGAUUGAAAAUGGAGUGAACAUGCAACGCUUCCUCACAAUUCCUCGACUAGAAGAGCUUUAUAAUACUAGAUUGGGUCCACCAAAUACACUGCAUUUGCUAGUCAGGGAUGUGAAAAAGGGAAAUCUUCCACCCGAUUAUCAUAUCAGCCUGAUAGAUAUUGGUCUUGUACUUGAAUACCUCAUGGGUGGAGCUUAUCGUUGCAACUAUACUCGAAAAAGUUUUCGGACCCUUUACAAUAAUUUAUUUGGACCAAAGAGGCCAAAAGCUCUUAAACUUUUAGGAAUGGAGGAUGAUGAGCCUCCAACCAAAGGGAAGAAGAAGAAGAAGAAAAAGAAAAAGGAGGAAGAGAUAGAUAUUGAUGUGGAUGACCCAGAAGUCAGCUGUUUUCAGUACCCAUUUCAUGAACUCAUGGUAUGGGCAGUGCUGAUGAAACGGCAGAAGAUGGCACUCUUUCUUUGGCAGCGAGGGGAGGAGACCAUGGCCAAAGCACUUGUGGCAUGUAAACUGUACAAAUCGAUGGCCCAUGAGUCUUCAGAGAGUGAACUGGUGGACGACAUCUCUCAGGAUUUGGACAACAACUCAAAAGAUUUUGGCCAACUGGCUGUUGAGUUGUUAGAUCAAUCCUAUAAACAUGAUGAACAGGUUGCCAUGAAAUUACUGACCUAUGAACUGAAAAAUUGGAGUAAUUCCACCUGCCUAAAACUUGCUGUGGCAGCUAAACACAGGGACUUCAUAGCUCACACCUGCAGCCAGAUGUUAUUAACAGACAUGUGGAUGGGGCGGCUACGCAUGCGGAAAAACCCAGGCCUUAAGGUUAUAAUGGGGAUUCUCUUCCCACCCACCAUCCUAUUCCUAGAGUUUCGCAGUUCUGAUGAUUUUUCCUAUCAGACAUCAAGAGAAAAUGAAGAUGGCAAAGAAAAAGAGGAGGAAAAUGUGGAUGCAAACGCUGAUACAGGCUCCCGAAAAGAUGAAGAGAAUGGAAACAAAAAGCAGCGGAGCCUUCCUAUUGGAAAAAAGAUCUAUGAAUUUUAUAAUGCACCUAUUGUAAAGUUCUGGUUUUACACGAUAUCAUACCUGGGUUACCUAAUGCUGUUCAAUUAUAUAAUCUUGGUUCGGAUGGACCGCUGGCCCUCGCUCCAGGAAUGGAUUGUCAUCUCCUAUAUUGUGACUCUGGCUUUAGAGAAAGUAAGAGAGAUUCUGAUGUCGGAGCCAGGCAAGCUGAGCCAGAAAAUAAAAGUCUGGCUGCAGGAAUACUGGAAUAUCACUGAUAUGGUGGCUAUUUCAGUAUUUAUAAUUGGAGCAAUUCUUCGCCUACAGAACCAGCCUUACAUGGGUUAUGGAAGAGUAAUCUACUGUGUGGAUAUCAUUUUCUGGUACAUUCGAGUACUGGAUAUCUUUGGUGUGAACAAGUAUUUGGGACCCUAUGUCAUGAUGAUUGGAAAAAUGAUGAUUGACAUGCUGUACUUUGUGGUCAUCAUGCUUGUGGUUCUGAUGAGUUUUGGAGUAGCCCGCCAAGCUAUCCUGCACCCAGAUGAGGAGCCCUCUUGGAGACUAGCCCGCAACAUCUUCUAUAUGCCCUACUGGAUGAUCUAUGGAGAGGUGUUUGCAGACCAGAUAGACCGUAAGAGUAGAAUUCAUACUCCUUGUGGGGAUAAUCUUUAUGAUGAGGAUGGUAAACGUCUCCCUCCAUGCAUACCUGGGGCCUGGCUCACUCCUGCUAUCAUGGCUUGUUACCUUCUGGUAGCAAACAUUCUACUGGUAAAUCUGCUGAUUGCUGUCUUCAACAAUACCUUCUUUGAAGUGAAGUCCAUAUCCAACCAAGUUUGGAAAUUCCAGCGAUAUCAGCUGAUCAUGACAUUCCAUGACAGACCUGUCCUACCUCCACCUAUGAUCAUCUUCAGCCACCUCUACAUAAUCAUCAUCCGCCUUUGCUGUCGCUGUAGGAAGAAACAAGAAGGGGACCAGGAUGAGCGCGACCGGGGACUGAAAUUGUUUCUGAAUGAUGAAGAGCUGAAGAAAUUGUAUGAAUUUGAAGAGCAAUGUGUUGAGGAAUAUUUUCAGGAAAAAGAGGAUGAACAACAAUCAUCUAAUGACGAACGUAUCAGAGUCACAUCUGAAAGAGUGGAAAACAUGUCUAUGAGGUUAGAAGAAGUGAAUGAAAGAGAACAUUUUAUGAAAGCUUCUCUUCAGACAGUUGACCUUCGACUUUCUCAACUAGAGGAGCUAUCUGGUCGGAUGGUGAAUGCCCUCGAAAAGCUGGUAGGUAUUGACAAAUCCGAGCUGACGCAUACACGCUCAGGGGCUUCUUCUGAAUGUGAUGCCGCUUACCUCCUGAGGCAAAGCAGUGUCAACAGCUCUGAUGGCUACAGCAUGUACAGAUACCAUGUCAGCGGUGAUGAGUUAACAUUUGAUGAUAGCACCACCCCAAUGUCACCAGCCAUGGCAUUGCACAAAAAAGCCUAUUAUUUUGGUACGAAAGAAGAGAGAGAUUGUGCAGACUCAAAGAUGCAGCUGGUUCCAGAAUGUCAGGGUAGUCUUCGCUAUAUCUCCAGUGCUAAUACAGUUGCCACUACAGAUUACAAUAAAUCUACAUUAGAAAUUGCACAGAAUGUCACUAGACCCCGAUCUGAUUCAGACAUUUGUGUUUCAUCUGAUGACAAGCAAGGGAUUUCCAAGAGUGAUGAAACAAUUCCCCAAAGCAUAAAGCAAACAGAUAUUGUUAUGAAUGGACAGUCAGUCACAAGACCAGAUUUUCAGAACACUCAUUUAACAGUAGAAAGGACCAAGUUAGAAGCUACUAUCUCUUAUCCCUUAGACAAGUCUAAGGCAAUGCGCUAUUACCCUGCUGAAGCUUUCAAUGCUUGUCAAACAACCAUGCUAAAGUCAAGGAGCUUUAUAUUUGCACAUGGAGGGAAACUGGCUGGAGGGGUCAACAACUGGACCGCAGAAUACAACACCAUAAUGGAUCAAGUGUGCCCUUCCACAGUUGAACGGUGGACUAGUGAGUGGAAAUACCAGGUUGAACAGAAACUUUCUAAUGAACCUAGUCCAGAAUAUCCUGGUGAGUCUGAAGCAGAAAGGCAAGCAGAGCAGAAACAGUUACUGACAGAUACAGAAGAUGACAGCGAUGUUGGCGAAGCAGGUGUCAGUGCCUCUCAUACUUAUACACCCGUCACCGACAGGACUGAGACAGAAAACUUACUGUCAGUGAAGCCAGACAGGACUGAUAGAUUCCCAUCUGUACGAUCAAAGAGUUUACACAGCCAUUCUCGGAAAGCCAAGUCCAUUAAGGACAAAUUAAAUAGACCAGGACACGCCAGCAGUGUAACUAAUCUAGUGGUGGCCUGUGGCAGUGCAACAGAAGAAAAAAAAGCUAAGCAGGAAAACACUUCCACAGAAACUGAGUGCUAAAAUGGUUCACGUGGCAGUGAUGGUCAAGAAUUUGUUUGGAUUAGUUUAACAAAUAUACCACACUGAACAGAAAUGUUUGAAAAUGUAAUUCCUAAAAAAUCUUGCCUAUACUGAUUUUCUGUAGUUUUAAUUCUGUAGAAAUGUUAAUGCCCUGUUCUCAAACAAAUGCUUUGUGAUUUGGGUGAAAGGAAGACAUGGCUUUAGGGGUGGAUGUAAGUCUAGGCAUGAUAAGAAAAAGCUAAGUGGUCCAGACCUUUCUGGGGUCCGUCGGCCUUCCACAUUUAUUUAUUGAUUGAGUCUUUAUUAGAGCUGGUUGAAAACUGGAAAAUAUUUGCAUAAAUAAUUGAGAAAAUUCUCUCCCUUUUUUCAUUGGAAAGCUGCUAAAUUCAAACUUUUUGGACUAGCUUUAUCUUCACAUGUGCACCUGAUUUCCUUAUGGAUGUAGUCUUUUUUUCCUUUAAAGUACUGAAUGCAAAGGAAAGUUUUGCAAUCUCCUUGAUUUCACGGAUACCUCUUAGUUAAAUUACCAAGGAAUGCACAUCAGAAGUGACUUUCAGUCAAUAAAAUAGACAUAAACUGAGUUAAAACAAUACAAAAAAAUGCAGGUUGCUCCAAGAACAGCAGGACUUGGAAGCCAUCAGUUUGGUCUAUUACCAGAAUAUUUCACUUGUCUUUGAACAUGGAUAAUGGCAUCUUGUUUUCUGUUACUUUGAGAAGGAGUAUCCUCUUUAGCAAGCAUGCAUGCAUACACACACACAUACACACACUCUAAACUAAUUGCCUUAAGCUGGGCAUCAUACUGGAAAUAACUGCUUUCUGGAGGCUCUGUUUUGGGAACUACAUAUAUUUUUAACUGGCAGUGUUCAUUAUUUCAAAACACUUAGUGGGGGUUGAAGUGGGAAAAUGAGAGUCCAAGACCUGCAUCAGUGGCUUGCAUCACCAGAGGUUACAGUGGAGCCUCAUAGUAAAUGGAAUUUGCUUAAUUUAAAUAAAUAAGUACAACUGUAAAAUGAGUGACAAGUACUGAUGAAGUACAUACACACCUUUAUUCCAGACAAAUCUAAUGCAACAAACCUUUCUUCCUUCAGGAAUUUCAUUUUAAUGACAACUGGGGAGCACAAGUGGCAGGCACUAAAACACCUGAAACUUGUUUUUAGGUGCUUCAAAACCAUGAUAAAUUU
This is a messenger RNA of Gopherus flavomarginatus (Mexican gopher tortoise), 6175 nucleotides long. It is a transcript of the gene TRPM1, whose product is annotated as transient receptor potential cation channel subfamily M member 1. The record is from RefSeq and is a predicted model, not a curated record. Gene Ontology annotation, cellular component: membrane. The transcript has 26 exons. Gene Ontology annotation, molecular function: calcium channel activity. The coding region runs from base 78 to 4994 and encodes 1638 amino acids. NCBI's taxonomy places the organism in Eukaryota, Metazoa, Chordata, Testudines, Testudinidae. Gene Ontology annotation, biological process: protein tetramerization; calcium ion transport into cytosol.